Messenger RNA from Salvia miltiorrhiza (redroot sage), 2928 nucleotides. RefSeq names its product scarecrow-like protein 6. Gene Ontology annotation, molecular function: DNA-binding transcription factor activity; sequence-specific DNA binding. NCBI's taxonomy places the organism in Eukaryota, Viridiplantae, Streptophyta, Magnoliopsida, Lamiales, Lamiaceae. Gene Ontology annotation, cellular component: nucleus. The transcript has 2 exons. The record is from RefSeq and is a predicted model, not a curated record. Gene Ontology annotation, biological process: regulation of DNA-templated transcription. The coding region runs from base 490 to 2613 and encodes 707 amino acids.
GGUGAAGAAACAAAAAAAGAAAAGGAAAAAAUAAUAAAAUAAAAAGAAAGAAAACAACAGAGUAGAGUGAGGAGAGAGAGGAGGAUGAAUGAAGGGGGAGGGAGGGGGGGCACUUUACUACUUUUUUAUGUUGCACGCAUCCAUCCAUGGCAGAAAACAGAAGGCAGACACAGUACUACUCCUUCAUCGAUCAGACCACAGAAAAUUAAACACAAGAGCAACUCCUCCAACCCUCCAUUUUGCAAACCCACCAUUUUCUUCACUUCACCUUUCUUGAUGUUCCACACCUGAGAAAAGUUUUUGGGGAAAAUCGCGCUACCUCGAGUAUAUAAUUACAUACAUACAUGCAUGUAUAUGUUGUCGAAUUCCCUGCAUUCUCGGAAGCGUGCUCCAGGUUGUAGACUUUGAAUGGUGUUUUUGUUUCUGGGUUGUGGUGAGGGGUGGAAGUAUUGAAGGAGGUGGUGGAAUUUGGGGAUUUGGUUAAUUUAGAUGAAGAGGAUGCCCUUACCCUUUGAAUUUGAGGGGAAGGGGGUGUUAGACUUAGAUUUCGUAGUGAAGAACAGAGAUUUCAUCACAGAUUUCGUGAGGAAGGGUUGUUUCCUGAGCAGCAGCUUCGGCGAGCCGACAUCUGUGCUGGAUUCUGCAAGGAUUCCGAGCAGGCCCACAUCCUCCUCAACACUGUCUUCAUCUCUCGGCGGGAGCACCGGCGGGGGUGGUGCUGCUUCUACCGACACGGCCGGCGUGGCGGCGGUUUCGGACACUAACCCUUCCCCGAAAUGGCAGCAAGACUCCACCACUGCCACCAGCUCCAAUGCCGGAGGCGGAGCCGACCUGCUCCCAGUCCUGCCUUCUCUCGACGGCGGCGGCGGCAACCCGGAGAAAUUCGCCAUGGAGGACUGGGAGAGCGUGCUGUCGGAGUCUGCCGCCGUCUCCCCCAGCCAGGAGCAGGCCUUCAUCCGCUGGGUCAUGGGAGAUGUGGAGGAUCCUGCUAUGGCCAAUCUCAAUAAAGCCCUCCAAAUUGGCUCCGCCGCAGAGUUCGAUUUCAGCGGCGGCUUCGGGGUUGUGGAUCAAGGCUUCGGCGGGGACCAAUUUGGGGGCAGCUUCAUGCCCACGCUCCCUAAUUUCAGCAGAUCCAGCGCUGAGAAGAUUGGUUUGCCCUUGCCUCCCUCUUCCGCUAAUUUCAAAUUUCCCCCAAAUUCGAUGCAUCCGUCUAACAAUCUCGGAGCAAUAGCUCUUCAUCAUCCCACUGCAUUUGAUUCCUCUGCAGAAAUGAAGCCUCCGAUUUUCAACCAGCAGCUGCUCCUGAACCACCAGCCACAGCACGCCUCCUUCUUCUUCCCGCUGCCAUUGACGCAGCAGCAAGAGCUCGGCCCCCCUCAGGCGAAGCGCCACAACCCCGGCGAGGAGCAGAUCUCGAGAGGGCUUCAGCUGCUCCCCCAUUACCAGAGGCCAAUGGGAUUAGGGCAGAAGCCCAAAAUGGAGGAAUUAGGGCAGCAGCAGCAGCAGCAGCAGGCCAUAGUCGACCAGCUAUUCAAGGCUGCAGAGCUUGUCCAGACCGGAAAUCCAGUACUCGCGCAAGGGAUAUUGGCGCGGCUCAAUCACCAGCUCUCUCCCAUUGGUAAGCCUUUCAAUAGGGCUGCUUUUUAUUGCAAGGAGGCUUUGCAACUGCUCCUCCACACUAAUAGUAACCAUCUCAACAACCCUUCUUCAACGCCUACCUCUUCCCCUUUUAGCCUUGUUUUCAAGAUUGGUGCUUACAAGUCCUUCUCUGAGAUCUCUCCUCUUGUGCAAUUCGCCAAUUUCACCUGCAACCAAGCCAUUCUUGAGGUUCUCCAAGGCUUUGAUCGGAUUCAUAUUGUCGAUUUUGAUAUCGGCUAUGGCGGGCAGUGGGCCUCUCUUAUGCAGGAGCUUGCACUGCGCGGUGGGGGCGCCCCCUCCUUCAAAAUCACCGCCCUCGCCUCCACUUCCACCCACGAUCAGCUCGAGCUCGGCCUCACACGCGAGAAUCUCAUCCAGUUUGCUACUGAGAUUAACAUUGCUUUUGAGUUUGAGGCGAUUAGUAUUGAUUCCUUGAAUUCUGCUUCCUGGUCUCUACCGUUCCACGUGCAAGAGAAUGAGGCGAUUGCAGUGAAUCUCCCCGUUGGCUCUCUUGCCAAUCACCAAUUCUCGGUGCCGUUGAUCAUGCGCUUUGUCAAGCAGCUCUCCCCGAGGAUUGUCGUCUCUGUGGACAGAGGGUGUGAUAGGACUGAUCUUCCCUUUGCCAACCACAUAGUUCACGCCCUCCAGUCUUACUCGAACCUGCUCGAGUCUCUUGAUGCUGUCAAUGUGAAUAUGGACGCUCUGCAGAAGAUUGAGAGGUUCUUGCUCCAACCGGGGAUUGAGAAGAUUGUGAUGGGCCGUCUUCGCUCACCUGAGAAGACGCAGCAUUGGAGGGCUCUCUUUUUGUCGUCAGGGUUCUCCCCGAUAACCUUUAGCAACUUCACGGAAUCACAGGCGGAGUGUGUGAUAAAGAGGACUCCUGUUCGAGGAUUUCAGGUGGAGAAGAGGCAGUCUUCUCUCGUUCUUUGUUGGCAACGGAAGGAACUCAUCUCUGCUACUGCCUGGAGAUGCUGAAGCUCGCGGAUUCUUCCUGUCGAGAAGGUGAUUUAGAUGGAUAAGCUGCAUUUUGGUGAUAUGAAUCUGAUCCCAACGUUGCUAGAACCAGACAUUUAUUCUUGUGAAAAAUCAUUUGGCAAUGAAUGUUGUAACUGUUUGAUUUAGUUAUGCAAAUCUUUGAACUGAGAGAGAGAGAGAGAGGGGAGAGAGUGUGGUGUGUGGACAUGGCUGAACAAAAUAGAGGUUGUUGGCCCCAAAAUUCUAUUUAGUAGAUGCAUCUUCUAUGAUUGGUAUGUCUCUUUCAAUUAUAAUGUGGAUUUUGGUGUUACUUAA